Molecule: messenger RNA, 777 nt
Organism: Radiomyces spectabilis
Lineage: Eukaryota; Fungi; Mucoromycota; Mucoromycetes; Mucorales; Radiomycetaceae
Exons: 2
Coding region: 58-732 (224 amino acids)
Source: RefSeq, a predicted model, not a curated record
UCUUUAUUUCUUUGAAGUUUUUUUUUUCUUUUUCGUGCAGCGAUACAAACAAUAAUAAUGAGCAAGAAAGGACGUAAUCCUCCCGAUGCUGAUGAAAGAGAUCCUCCUCCUUCAUACACAGAGUCAGAGAAUAUUAGUGCCUAUAAUCCGAACUUUGUAUCAUCGAGCUCGUAUCCUCAAAAUACCCCAUCCCAUCCUCCGUCGUCACCGCAGCAACAAUAUUUACCGCCACCCUCAGCUCCCUUAUCACCUCACGCUCAGCCAUUGUUAUAUCCAGAGAUUCCUCAAUCACCCUCUCCGCAACCAUUCCAACCUCAACCGUAUAAUACACCGAGCCAUCAGUAUCAAUCUAGUCCUAAUGUCCGUUAUUCGUCUGUUCCUCCGCAACCAUAUCCUCCACAAAAUUACCAAACCAUCCCCAUGCCAAGUACCCCGUAUGGCCGUCACGAAGCACGCCCUUUACUUGUUCGCCGUCCCAGUGAAAAUGAACGACGAUUUCCACUAGCUGCUCUUUUCUUUCUAUUUGGCUGGUUUUUACCCAUUUUGUGGAUUUUUGGUGCAUGUUGUUGUGCAGGAAGCCGUAAUCGUUACGAAGCGUGGUGGGGAAAACUUAACUUUAUUAUGGUGAUGAUGCUGAUUGUAUCGACAAUUGUGUAUUCGAUGAUUGCCGUUGCAGUGGACGACUGGAGUUUUGGUAUGCAAUAUUGGACCUCCACCUUCUCCGUUGAAUGAUGGAAGAGACCAUAAAUAAUAAUAAUGAAUAAAAUAUCAGCAGCA